Molecule: messenger RNA, 2230 nt
Organism: Ixodes scapularis (black-legged tick)
Lineage: Eukaryota; Metazoa; Arthropoda; Arachnida; Ixodida; Ixodidae
Source: RefSeq, a predicted model, not a curated record
GACCCAUCGGACAAGCGAUGGCUGGCGGCGGGGGUGCCAAGGUGUGCUGGAUGCUCAUCUGGGCAUUGCUGCUCAUCUUCGUCGCCUUCUGGGUGGCCGGGUUUGGCCUUCUGGUACAUCCUAGUCUAUGUUCUCGUGGCCUGCGUGCCAGCCGCCAAGGACGUGGCCGCCAUCUUGCACCGUGGGGUCCUGCUGCCGUACUUCUGCGCGGACAACCUGGUCAACGCGAGGGACCUGAACGCCGGCAUCCAGUUUGUCUGCUCCGGAGGAAACGGCCACCUAGGCGUGGCCGUGGCUCGACCCCGCCGUUCUGGAAGACGACACUGCCACAGACACAUGGCGCUCUGUUGAAUCCGCCUUUCCUGGGCCCAAAUGAAAAUGUCUGGUGCUCAUCUGCUUACGGUCUUCGUGACGCGAAGUUUGCUCGAACCUUCCCGAAGAAACCUCGAAGUUAUGCCCGAGCGAGAGACAUCGGCAAGGUUUCCAAAUAGCACAUUGGCGAGAGAAUCGAAAUUCAGUUGGUAGUUGUGCCUUGUUAAACCAAUGGUGCCUUCGUAGUUGUUGUUUACGAAUAUUUCGUCGAGUGAGGCUUCCAAUGCGCGUACCGUCAUCUUACGAGAAAACCUCCGCUACUACAGCCCGAUGAAAGCGUGAUCGCAAGACCUUCCUUUAUUGUGUGAUAGACCCUUUUCAAAAGUCCGCGCCAUCGCCCGUCCGCCAUUGCUUGAUCGCGUAUUCUGAGCAUGUACAGGACACGAGUGCUGUUUCAUCGUUAGGCGUGGACUCGGAUCCAAUCCAAUCCGAUCCGGUCCAAUCCGAUCCGGUCCAAGCAAAGGUGACAGCCAAUGUUGCUUGAUGAACUUUUGAAAGGGUCUAUUCAAAGUGUCUUAAAAAGAGAUCACUAUAUAAUUGAUAAAUUUGCCGCCCCUUCCGGAAACGUGAAACCAUGUCACGUUCUUGCUGCAUGACCAUUGCGCGCCGUUAUACCGCGCGGCAGCACUCUCAGUUUCAAACAUACAAUAUUUUUAGUAAAUUCUGUGAAUUAACCUCUAAUUUAGUCAGUCAAAUACUGCUGCAGUUACCGGAGCCUGCUAAAAAACGACCGUAACUUUGGAAAAAUCGGUAUCACGAGUAUCAGGAGGGAAGGCCGGGUGGACCAACUUUACCAGCUACAGCUUGCAGCUAGCUAGGGUACGCGUCACGAACAAGAAAGAUGAGCUGAAACUGUUGUCGAUUUUUUUUUUUUCGUGCUUCAGACAGCAUUCUGAAAGGUCGCAUCUCAUAAAACAAUCGUUGAAGUGCAAUAAUUAUUUCCGGUAUCGAUUUCGGCUGAUAUCGACACUUUUGUGUCAUUUGUGUCGAAUUCCGGGUUGGAGAGUUCGUGUGAGGUACGUCUCUUUGGCUGAUGUCGACUGAGCGCUGACUCAAAUGCGAAUCACGUCAGGAGCCGUGGUUCAAAUGGCGUGCCUUAUAUUCUUGAGAAAACAGGAAGAUGACGCAGAUAUCUAUUCUUGGGUUUACUGUAGCUGGGUGUUGGUACGCCUUAACGGACGUCUUCUAUGGGUACCAGGUGCUAUACAGGUGUUACCAUAGGUGCUACCAUGAGUGACACCAUAGUUUUUUUUUUAGCUAAGAGGUGUGUGGUGAGGGUGCGAGGUUUCCGAGUAGUAGUCACUUUUGGGUUUGAGCAUUACAGUUCUGGGCAAUGCCGAAAAGCGUGAUUUCAUAUUGUCUCUUCUCAAGAUGUCUAAAGUAACGGUGGACCAAAGCUGCGCGAGGCUUAUUCCCCGGUGACAAUUUUAACUUUUUUUUUUUUUAUGAGAUGAGUUUUAUUCGAAUGCCAUCUCGGGUCUCUGCAAUAUUUAACAAGAACUUAUUAAGCCUUAUUUACUGAUAUUAAUUACAGCUCAUAUGAUCCGAGGCGAGUACAAAGAAAGCGUUGCGGCAGUGUCAGCAACUACGCUAUAUUUGUAGCAACUCAAUAAUCGCUAGCUGAUAAGUGCCUAUAAGGGUAAAGAUUAUUUUCUUGCACUGUCGUGACGGGCAUUUCGCCUUGCCGUAUGAAUUGUCACACCGAGUUAGCGUCCGGCAAUCAUGUACCCAGAAAGGAUCGCCUGUAUGGUGUUUUUGUCUCACUUUGAUACUAAAACGUCCCUGAAGACUUGUACAUCGAUUGUACGAUUGACAGCGUUUGAAACAAUUUCAAUAAAAUGAAGGAGUGCGAAUUUUU